CAUGGCAAUCAGUCAGCAGGUAGGUCGCGGCCGGGCGGGCCCCGCGCCGGCCCCGGCCCGGGUCCGAGGCGCGCGGACUCGCGGCACCGAUCCGGUCUCCGUCCGCGCCUGCUCGCAGUUCCUCCUCGCCAGCCUGCUGCUGGCCUGCAGCGUGCUCGGCAGCCCGCCGGCGCCGCCCGGCGCGGAGCCGGCCGUCGGCUUCGAGCGCGGCAAGGCCCGCUGGCCCGGCGGCCAGCCGACCGACGGCUCGGGGCACGGCGCGGCGGCCGCGGUCGUCAAGCGGCUGCCCGUCGAGGACAAGUCGUCGAAGAAGAGCACCGCGCCGCCGCUCGACGCGGCCCGCUGCCAGGAGGUCAGCGCCCGAGGCGGCGCGGGCAGGUGCCUCAGGUGCAAGGAGCCGAGCAGCGGCGCCACUUACGAGCACUGCACCUACAGCUCGGCUCGGCCGAAAGCCCGGGGUCCGCGAUCGAGCGACAGCGGGCUCGCCGCCUCGCAGCCGGCGGGUUACCGCUUCGGCGAUGACUUCUUCCAGACCGAGUCGGCCGAGCCCGGCGCCGGCGGCGAGCUCGAGCCGAGCUCCAGCGACGACUGCCGGCGCGAGCGGCGCGACUCGAUGCUGUGCAUGGUUUGCAAGGAUCCGAAGACCAACGGCAAGUACGAGCAAUGCUCGUACGUGGGCGGCCGCCAGUCGCAGCCGCCGUCGCAGCCGCAGCCGCGGGCUCGGGCGCAUCAGCACCGCGAGCCGCGGGGCAAGGAGCACAAGGCGGAGCGCCGCAAGCACCGGCGUCGCGACGAGGCCGAGAGACUCGGGGCCGGCUCCAGCGAGGAGGCGGCGGACGACCAGGGCUCGCGCAACACCUACCUGGGCUACCCCAGCUUCAUCGGCGGCCAGUCGAGCGGCGGUGGCGGUGGUGGUGGCGGCGGCGACGGCGACGGCGACGACGACGGGGAGGCGGCGGCGGACGAGGCUCCGCGCAACGAGAAGCUGCGCUCCGCGGACAAGGGCUGCCGGAGCGUGAAGAGGGACGGCGAGAGUUGCACCGUGUGCACGGACCCCGACACCGGCGCCAAGUCGGAGAAGUGCAACUACAGCUUCGAGCCCAAGGACAAGGCCUACGCGUACAGCAAGUCCCAGAGCUUCGGUUACCCCGACGGCGGCGGCAAGAGCCACAAGCGGCCGCAGCCGCAGCGCCAGCGGCACGACGACCACUUGGACGAGGAAGACAGCGCCGACGAGGAGGGCUACCACGCCGAGGCGGAGAGCCGCGCGGAGAGCGCCGAGGACUACGGCGCCAGCUACGCCAGCCCCGAUUACAUCCGGUCCGAGUCCGAGCGCAUCUCCAAGACGCUGGCGGACAAGGGCGAGUGCCGCGAGGAGCGCCGCGACGGCAUGCUCUGCCGGGUGUGCAAGGAGCCGCACAGCGGCGACGACUUCGAGCAGUGCAACUACUCGUACGAGCCCGACGACAAGGUCUACGCCUACAGCAAGUCCAAGCACUUCGGGAGCGCGAGCCCCGGCAGCGGCGAGUCCGAGGAGCCGGCCGGCCAGCCCGAGGAGAGCGCCCACGCGUCCUCGGUGCUCGACUACCUGCCCAAGCCCGGCGGCCGCUUCCCGAGCUUCGCCACGCCCUCGCCGACGCUCGCGGCCGCGCCCGGGGAGGCGCCGCCCGCGCGACAGCUCGACUCCGGCUCCCGAGUGGACAGCGGCUUCGACGGCGCGACGAAGCGCCGCGCCGAGAUCGAGCGCAUCACCCGGGCGAUGGGCGCGCGCGACCGCUCGGGCUGCAGCCGCAGCCUGCGCCGCGGCAUGACCUGCUACAGCUGCAAGGACGACAAGGGCUUCAGCAACGAGGAGUGCGUGUUCGUCACCGAGCCCGAGGGCUCGGGCGGCGCGGCGCCGACCACGGCCGCGCCGGCCGCGCCGGCCGCGGCAGCCGCGGCAGCCGGGCGCCGGCGCCGGCGCAGCCACGAGGCCGGCCGCCAGGAGGAGCGCGAGCGCCAGCCGCCGGCGGACGAGGAGCUCGCCGAGGCGGAGGCAUACGACUACGUGGCCGAGACCAGGCCGGUCUACGACGCGGUGCUCGGCCUCACGCUGCCCGCCUACAUGGUCAACCCGUCCAAGCAGGAGCUGGACUUCGACCGGUCCGCGGAGAACGCCAAGCCCUGAGCCCGCGCUGCCGGGUCCGACCCGGACCGCUGCACCCGAGUGCCCGUUGCGCUCGGUCGCCGCACCACCUGCUGCGCGCGCCGACGACCGCCCGACGGCCCGACGGCCCGACGGCCCGAUGUAAUUGUCCUCGUGGAAUAAAGGAACAGUGCGAGUA
This is a messenger RNA of Phymastichus coffea, 2324 nucleotides long. RefSeq lists its product as uncharacterized. The coding region runs from base 2 to 2167 and encodes 721 amino acids. Lineage: Eukaryota; Metazoa; Arthropoda; Insecta; Hymenoptera; Eulophidae. The transcript has a single exon. The record is from RefSeq and is a predicted model, not a curated record.